Molecule: messenger RNA, 15717 nt
Organism: Hyalella azteca
Lineage: Eukaryota; Metazoa; Arthropoda; Malacostraca; Amphipoda; Hyalellidae
Gene: kst
Product: spectrin beta chain, non-erythrocytic 1
Biological process (GO): actin cytoskeleton organization
Cellular component (GO): plasma membrane; cell projection; cortical actin cytoskeleton
Molecular function (GO): phospholipid binding; actin filament binding
Source: RefSeq, a predicted model, not a curated record
GUGAGGUUGUGUACGUUGCUGGAUUUUACCGCUCACCAUUACUAGUGCUCCACUCUUUUGCACUUAUGUAUUCAUUGUCUUAGGAUAAUUUAUUAUAUGAUAGUUAUUUUAUACUUCACAGUACAGUGAUCUUAUAAAGUAGGUAACAAGUGCCUUCAAACAGUGGUGAUUUUAACAAGCCGGAGAGGUUACGUAGCAUCCUUGGCAGGAUGCCACCUUUCGACUAGUCCGUACACGACCAUCAGAAAGAAAGCUCGAAGCUUGUCUUCGCGCGGCGAGUCUACGGACCGCGUACGCCUUCCUUAGAGAAGUGCCUGAAGAAAGGAAAGAAGUGAUACACAAAACACGACAUGCCGAGCUCGGUUAAAAGUGUAGGACGCCGUGAGGACGCCCUACACCAGUUCGAGACUGGCAGGAUCAAGCACCUGCAGGAGGAGCGCAUGCACAUACAGAAGAAGACGUUCACUAAAUGGAUGAACUCGUUCCUGGUCAAGGCUCGGCUGGAAGUGAAGGACCUGUUCGUAGACCUGGCUGACGGUAGGAUGCUGCUGCGUCUCCUAGAGAUCAUCUCCGGCGAGAAGCUCGGCAAGCCCAACAACGGACGCAUGCGGGUCCAUAAAGUCGAGAAUGUCAACAAGUCUUUGGCCUUCCUGCACACUAAGGUGCGCCUGGAAAGCAUCGGCGCUGAGGACAUCGUGGACGGUAACCCACGCCUCAUCCUGGGCCUCAUCUGGACCAUCAUCUUACGCUUCCAGAUCCAGGAGAUAGAAAUUAAACUCGAUGAAGAGAACGAGAGCAGCGAGAAGAAGAGCGCCAAAGACGCGCUGCUGCUGUGGUGCCAGCGCAAGACGGCGGGCUACCGCGGCGUCGCUAUACAUGACUUCUCUGGUUCCUGGCGGGACGGUCUGGGUUUCAACGCCCUCAUCCACGCGCACCGGCCCGACAUCAUCGACUACGCGAGCCUCAAGCCCGACGCCCACAUCAGCAACCUGAACAACGCGUUCAAGGUGGCCCAUGACCACCUCGGCGUAGCCAGGAUACUUGAUGCUGAAGGCGUGGACGACAGCAAAGACCACUACGAAGACAUCAUCACGUCUCUGCUGGACUGGAUCAGGCGCAAGACCAUCGAGCUGGAUGACCACCGCUUCCCCAACACCCUGGACGGCAUCCAGAAGCUACUCAUCCAGUUCGGCAAAUACCGCACUGAAGAGAAGCCGCCUAAGUACAUUGAGCGCAGUGAAAUAGAAGCGCUGUUCUUCUCCAUCAACGCUCGGCUGAAGGAGCUGAACCAGCCGAGCUACGCUCCUAGGGACGGCCAUAACCUUCAUGACCUGCAGAAGGCCUGGGACAUGCUCGAGAAGGCCGAGCACAGGCGCGAAGUUGCCCUUAGGGAGGAACUGCUGCGUCAGGAACGCCUUCAGCAGCUCGCCUUCAGGUUUGAACGCAAGUCUGUGCUGCGUCGCGGGUACCUGGAGGAGAUGGUCGUGGUGCUCUCGGACCCGCGCUACGGCAGCAGCCUCGCUCAGGUCCACGCGACCGUCAAGAAACAUGAGGCUAUCAGCGCUGACAUCCUGGCCAGGGAGGAACGUUUCCAAGGCUUGACCAAGAUGGCGGACGAGCUAGAAACAGAGAACUUCCAUGACAAGAAAGCUGUUCGUGAGAAGGAACGCAGCAUCCUGCAGCAGUGGGAAGCUCUGCUGCAGCUGCUGCACAGACAUCAGCAGAGUCUGCAGCAGGCCUGCAGCCUCAUGAACAUGAUGAGAGAAGUCGAGACUCUGCACGACACCGUGCGAGAACUCGAGACAAACUUCCGUAGCACGGACGCCGGAGCGCACCUGCUGGGGGUGGAGGACCUGCUGCAGAAGCACAGCCUCAUGGAGAGCCAAGUGCACAGCACCGGCGACACCAUCGCUCGUCUGCACAGCCAAGUGCGCGCUAACUUCCCUAAGGAAAUGAAGGACGUGAACCUGCUGGAGAAGGCGCUGGGGGAGCUGGACAAGACGUAUGAGGGCGUACGGCUGCUGGCAAAGCAGCGCAGGGCGCGGCUGGAGGAGGCCAGGAACUUGUAUCAGUUCCUGGCUGACACUGAAGAGGAGGAGGCCUGGGUCGUCGAGAAGCAGCGGAUCUGUCAGACCGCCGUCAGCGCUAAGGAUCUGCGAGCUGUUAUGUCCCUACUACAGAAACACAAGACGCUUGAAGACGAGAUGCGCGCUCGUCGCCCUAAGGCCCUCAAGAUCGAGCAGUGCGGACGAGACCUUAUCAAGGACCAGCACCCUGACUCUAGGGUCAUCACCGUACACGUCGACGCCCUCGCCAGGAGCUGGAAGGAUCUCGACAAGAUGGUUGAGGAUCGCAGGAAGCAACUUCAGGAUGCCGUCGAGGCUUACUCAUUCUACGCUGACGCCAACGAAGCAGAGUCGUGGAUCAAAGAGAAGCGCCCUCUGGUCGAGAGCACCGACUUCGGUGAGGACGAACCGAGUGGCCGCGCCCUCCUUCAGCGCCACGCUCGGCUCGAGGAAGAAGUCAAGGCCUACAAGGGCGACAUCGCAGCUCUACAGCAGCAGGGGCAGAAGCUAACUGCUGCCGGCAUCACCGUUCUUAGUCUGAACUCUCAGGCGAGUCAGCAGCUGCCUGACGACGACCCAGACGACAAGUGGGAAUUGGUGGACGAGGUUAUCCUGGUACCGGAGGAGGUGGUGACGGAGGUACCGUACGAGUACGAGCACGAGAAGUAUGUCACACAGACGCAGGUCAUGCCUACGGUCAAGGCCAAGUAUCAGUUUGACGGCCAAGGCAUGAAGAUGGUCAAAGGCGAGGAAAUGUUUCUGGUGGCUAAAACAAACGCUGAUUGGUGGAAUGUGCGAAAAGUUUCUGGAGAAGAAGGUUUCGUGCCUGCCAACUAUGUCAGAGAAGGGGAGCCUCGUGAAGUGCAAGUGAAAGUGAAGCAACUGGAGAAGAAAACGGAAGUACGCAAGGAAGUGAAGCAAGUUCUUACGAAGAAAGUCGUGCAAACUAAGAAGAGGAAAAUCGCUCCACCAAGUCGCAGCAAGCCCCGUGUCCCGGAGGAGUCCCGUGAGACGGUGACGCAGAAGUUGUCCGGGAUCAGUUCCUCCUACGCCGGCCUGCUGACGGCGGCUGAGACCAGACGUCUUCUGCUGCUCGACGCCAUCGCCCUCUUCGCCUUCUACAGCGAGUGCUCGGGCUUUGAUCAGUGGAUGCGAGACAAGGAGAAAAUGCUUAAAGACGAAGAAAACUCGUCAGAUGAUGUCGAGGCUGCGAAGCGCAAGUUUGAAAAAUUCUUGACUGAUUUGUCUGCUGCAAGCAAGAGAAUUAAGAACAUCGAUGACAUGGUCGAAGAGUUCAGCAAAAGUGGACACAGUCAACUCGGGAAGAUCAAGGCGCCAACAACACUUGUAACCCACGUAAAGACGCUGGGCAGCUCCGUGAAGGCCUCGUACCCCAACGAGCGUCCGAUGGUGGACCGACAACUCGCUGAGAUCGAGCAGAUCUGGCAGGAAGUUAAGAACUCAGCCGAGGAUCGCAGGAAUAGACUCCAGGAGGCCGUCGGCAAGCAAAUCUUCUUCAAUUCGUCCAGCUCACUGCUUGCGUGGGUGAGCGACGUGAAGUCUGAGCUGAACUCGAGCGACACGGCGACGGACGUGACGACGGCAGAGCUGCUGCUGAAGGCGCACCACGAGCUGGGGGAUGACAUCCGUGCGCACGAGGACGAGUUCAGGGAGAUCCAGCAGCUGGGCGUGAAGCUGGGCGCCCAGGGAGAUGUCCGGGACAAGCUGGAAGAGCUGAGCGAGGAGCAGCUGGCCAUCGAGCGCGGGUGGCAGGAGAAGGAGGACUGGCUGAGGCAGUGCCUCGACCUGCAGCUCUUCAACCGCGACGCUGACCAGAUCGACGUAGCCACUAGUGCUCAUGAGGCCUUCCUGGACUACGCUGAUAUGGGGGACACGCUGGACGGCGUGGAGGCGCUGCUGAAGCGGCACGGUGAGCUGGAGAGCACACUCAUGGCGCAGAACGAACGCCUCGCAGCCUUCAGCGACACCGCUGAUAAACUUAUCGAGGCUAACCAUUACGAAGCUGAUAAAAUCAACGACCGACGCUGUCAGGUCGUGAAGCGUCGUGAAGCUGUGAAGGCUAAAGCAGACGAGCGCCGCCACAUGUUCCAGAGCUCAUUAGCGUACCAGCAGUUCCGUGCUGACGCGGACGACUUCGCUAAAUGGAUUGCGGACAAGCAAAAGCUUGCCAGUGAUGAGAGCUACCGGGAUCUGAACAACCUUGAGAGGAAGCUUCAAAAACAUGAAGCUUUCCAGCGUGAACUUCACUCGAACGAAGGACAGCUUAGAAACUUGAACAAAACUGGCCAAAGUCUCAUCAAUAUGGGACAUUACCGGAAGGAUGAUAUCGCCGCGACUCUGGAUGAUCUCAACAAGAGCUGGAAAAAAGUUUGUGAAGAUACUGCAGAGCGCGGCAAAAAGUUGCAGCAAGCAAAUGACCAGCACAAUUAUAACAAGAACCUUGAAGAAGCUGGCAAAACUUUGGACGACCUGGAGGCAGCAUUAAAAAACCAAGACGUUGGGACGGAUUUACGGUCGUGCAAGAUGCUCAUCAACAAGCAAUCAAACAUCGAUAACGACCUUAACAACAUGGAGAAGAAGAUAAAUGACAUGCAGAGCACAGGACAAAGCAUGGCUAAUGACAGUCAUUUCGACGCAGGAAAUAUUUUGAAGGGAUGUGAUGCUCUCAAGACGCGGUUCCAGAAACUGGAAGGUCCAGCCGCAAGCCGGCGCGCCGCGCUCGAUGAAUCCCUUCACUUCCAUCAAUUCUGGUUUCAAGUGGACGCUGAGAUGCAGUGGAUAAAUGAACAUAAACCGCUUGCUACUGCACAAGUUGUUGGUCAGGAUCUUCAUGAGGCACAAAAACUGCAGAAGAAACAUCGUAAAUUGGAAGCUGAACUGGAGGGGCAUAAGCCAAUGAUCGAUAAAACUGUACAGCUCGGAAAUGAUUACAUCGCCAAAAAACAUCCUCAGUCAGAAAAGAUCAAGGGACUUUGUUCGGAGCUGUCACAGAGCUGGCAAGAGCUGGUGACGGCAGCAGCCAAGCGUCAGCAGAUGCUCGAGCUCUCGCUCAGGGCCCAGCAAUAUUUCUUUGAGGCCAACGAAAUAGAGUCCUGGCUCGCUGAGAAACGCAACCUUCUCACCACCACAGACUACGGCAGGGAUGAAGACGUCGCCCGCAAGCUCCUUGCUAAGCACAAGACAAUUGAGUUAGAAAUAGACUCGUACUGCGGACUGGUCAAGGAGAUGGGCACCACUGCUGACGGGCUCGUGAAAAUCAACCAUCCUCAGUCCAAGCUCAUCAAGGAGCGUCAACAUAUAGUGAACCAGGAGCUAAAGGAGCUACAGAAGCUGUCUGGAGCACUGCGUACUAAGCUCAUGGAGUCGAUGUACCGGCACGAGUACAUGAGGGAGGCGGAGCAGCUGGAGACGUGGGUGCAGGAGCAGAUGAUUACAGCAACCAGUCAGGACUUCGGCCAGGACUACGAACAUCUUCUCGUUCUGCAAGCAAAGUUCUUGGACUUCAAGCACAGGGUGGAGGCAGGUUAUGAACGCUUCAAUCAAUGCGAGGAGCUCGCUAAAAAACUCGUGGCUAACGACAGCCCCUACACUCACGACAUCGAGACUAACCAACUCCAGCUCAGCUCUGACGCUGUAGAUGGCAAACACCCUGCAGGCCAAGCCUCCGAGCACAGGGUCGAGGUCACUAAAUAUCACGCCGUCGUCAGGGCCGCCUGGAACGCUCUUCUGGAUGCCAUCGCGAACCGGGAUGAAAAGUUGGAUGCUGCCGCCGAGAUCCACCGCUUCAACAGAGACGUGGCUGACGCCUUGUCUCGGAUCCACGAGAAGGACAAAAUGGUCUCUGACGAUCUCGGCAAAGACGUUCACUCUGUGCAAGCUCUGCUCAGGAAACACGAAGGCUUCGAAAAUGAUCUCGUGGCGCUCGAAGCGCAGCUUCAGGUGUUGUUAAAUUAUAUCGCACGACUGCUCUCAUUCUUGGCUCAGUCCCGGGACUUGCUAUCCUGGUCGUGCGACCUGCGCUCCAGCAUGAAGACUCAAGAGAAGGUGCGGGACGCAGCGUCAGCACAGGCCCUCAAGACGGAACACGAUCGCCUGAAGCUUGAGAUCGAGGCCCGGGAGGACCUCUUCGCCAGCGUCGUGGACGCCGGCAACGCCAUGGUCGAGGACCAGCACUACGCCGCGCCUGAUGUCAGGGACCGCGUGGCUAAGGUUCUGGAGGAACGCAGUCAGCUGCACGCUGCGUGGCAGCACAAAAAGAUCUACCUAGAUCAGCUGAUCGAUCUUCAGUUCUUCCUCCGCGACGCUAAGAACCUGGACGCGUUCAGCUCUACGCAAGAGGCCGCCCUCGCCAUUGCCGAGAUACCCAACACUAUACAUCAAGUCCAGUCCAUGGUGAAGAAACACGAGGCUUUUGAGAAGCUGGUGGAGGCUCAGGACGAGAAGUUAGACUCGUUACGAGUGCACGGCGCUAAGCUCGUCGAACAAAACCACUUCCACUCCCCACACAUCAAAGCCAGAAUUGAUGAGGUCGCCCAGCGCAGGAACAAUGUCAAGAGAGCUACGAAAGACCACAAGAAGCUGUUGGCCGACGCUCUGCUGUACGCGCAGUUCAUGAACGAUGUCUCUGACGCGAACGCGUGGAUCAAUGAGAAGAGUAACCACCUCGCCAACGAGAAGCAGAAAGGCGAAGUCACUUCCUUCCAGGACAAAGUCAAGAAACUUCAGAAACAUCAGGCUUUCCUAGCCGAGCUUCUCGCUCAUGAACCUAUGAUGAAGGAAAUAACAGAUAAGGCCGAGAUUUUGAUCGGUAAGGAGCACGCCUCAUCAGUGGAGGUGAGGCAGCAGGUGGAUGAGCUGGUGGAGCGCUGGACGCGCCUCACCCUCACCGCUGAGGGCCACUCCAGGGGCCUGGAGGAGGCCCAGGACAUCCUUAGCUUCAACACACAAGUCGAGAAAGUUGAUGCCUGGAUCAGAGAUAAGAUGUUGCUGGUACAGGCCCAUGACCUGGGCCGUGACCACGAACAUUGCACGUCUCUAAUGCGUAAGCUUGACGAUGUGGACUCUGACAUGCGCGUUGACGACGCCAGGUUCAUCAACAUCAACAGACUUGCAGACAAGAUCGUGUCGCAAGCUCAUGGCGACACAGGGGCUGUCAUCAAGCGGAGGGAUAACCUUAACCACAAAUGGGCGGCUCUGAAGGGAGCCCUGGAGGCAUACCGCAAGGAUUUACUGGGGGCGGCUGAAGUGCACGCGUUUAACCGCGACGUCACCGACACGACAGAGCGCAUCGUAGAGAAAGCUGCUCUCCUCGCUUCAGAAGAGACAGGCAGAGAUCUCUACCAAGUCCAAACUCUUAAGCGCAAGCAGGAGAAUAUUCUAAGGUGAGAUACGCAAGUCAGAGAUCUCUACCAAGUCCAAACUCUUAAGCGCAAGCAGGAGAAUAUUCUAAGGGACAUGUCUGCUAUUUACAACAAAAUAAAGGAGCACGAGAAGGCCGCUAGCUCGUUAUCACGCAAGUAUCCUCCACAAGAGAAGGAUGUCGCCGCCAAGCUCAGCGAGGUGCAGGACGCCUGGCAGAAGCUCUACGCCGCCAGCACUGACAGAGACGGCGCCCUAGGGGCAGCUUACGCCUUGCACAGAUUCCAGAGUGAGUCGCGUGAGCUGGAGAAGUGGGCAGAAGCUCUUGUUCAGGCGCUGACCUCCGCGCCUCUGCCCUCCAACGCCACCGAGGCGCAGGCCCUCCUACACACCCAUCAGGAGAAGAAGGCGGAGAUUGAAGGGCGCCGCCACGACUUCAAGCAGCUGCGCGAGUUUGGCGAGAGCCUCGUCGCCGACGAGCACAAAGACCAGCAGACCAUCUCCCAGGGUCUGGUCACCCUGCAGGGGGUGCAGGAUAAGGUUUUGUCGGAGUGGGAGGCUCGUCAAGAUAAGCUUGCACAGGCCAAUCAGCUGCAAGUAUUCCUGAACAUGGCAAGACUUGCUUCUGAUUGGCUCGCUGACCAACAAGCUUUUCUUAACAACUCUGACCUCGGCGACUCCCUCGGCAGCGUAGAGGCUCUGAUGCGUAAGCACGCGGCCUUCGAGACGUCGUUUGAGGCUCAGAGUUCCAAGAUUGAUCAUAUGCUGAAACUAGGGAAGACGCUUGUGGAGGGUGAUCACUUCGACAGUGAGGGCAUCAAGGCGCGCAUGGCGGAGGUCGUGGAGAAGAAACGGCAGCUCCUUGCCCUCGCUGGGACCAGGAGUGAGAAGCUUAACAUGUCGCGCGCUCUGCAACAGUUCCUUCGCAACGUAUAUGAGGUCGAAGGCUGGAUCGGCGAGAAGCUGCAGGUGGCAAACGACGAGUCAUACAUGGACUCCAGCAACCUGCAGUCCAAGAAGCAGAAGCAUCAGGCCUUCGAGUCUGAACUGCAUGCAAACACUGGACGACUGUCACUGGUGCUGCAGGAGGGUUCUGAGCUGCUCUCCUCCAAGCACUACGCAGCUACGGAGAUCCAGGCUCGUCUUGACGCGCUGGAGUCGCUGUGGCAGCAGCUGCAGGACAGCUCGGCCCUCAAGAGGGAGCGACUUCAUCAGGCUUAUCAGGCGCUGUUGUUUGGACGCACGCUUGACGACCUGGACGCGUGGAUGGACGAGGUAGAGACAGCGCUGCAGUCGGAGGACCACGGCCGCGACCUUACGUCCGUGCACGCCCUCAUCAACAAGAACAAUAAACUCAUGCAAGACGUGACCGCACACAACGUAGAGAUCGAACAGAGUCAGGAGGUUGCUAAAGCCUUUGCCAAGGAAGACCACUUCAUGAAAGAAGAAAUUCUGGAUCGCACAAAUGGAAUCGCCAAAAGAUACGAGAGUCUGCAAGAACCUCUGCAGAUACGGCAGGAGAACUUGUCUGCAGCGCUGCUGCUGCAGGAGCUGCUGCGGGACGUCGACGAGGAACUGCUGUGGCUGCACGAGAAGACGCCGCUCGCCGAGAGCGACGCGCUGGGUGACAGCCUUACUGCCGUACAGAACUACAUCAAGAAACAUCAAGCUCUGGAGGCGGAGAUCGUGUCGCACGACCCCGUGGUAAGCAGCGUCAACAGCCGUGCCCAGCAAAUGAUUCGCUCAGGACACUUUGCUUCAGAGGACAUCAGCUCCCGCUGUGACCACCUCACCAGGGCCUUCAGGAGCCUCAAGGAUGCCGCCAGCGUCAGGAAACUUAGGCUCAUGGACGCGCAGGAAGUACAAACUUUCUACUCAGAAGUUAACGAAGCUCAAGGCUACCUGAAGGAGAAGCGACCGUUGGUGUUGUCUCAAGACUACGGCCGCGACGAAGACUCCACGCAAAUUCUCAUCAAGAAACUGGAAAUUCUUACCCGGGACAUUAAGUCUUUUCAUUCAACCGUUGAAAAUCUGGGCACCACUGCCGCCAAACUCACGGAGCGAGGGCACUUCGACAGCGAUAACAUCAAUAAAAUAAUGAGCGGGCUACGCAAGGACCACAACGAGGUUGAGAUGCUGUGUGAGCAGCGGUCUCGCCGCCUCCAGCAGAGCGAGCAGCUCUACGCUUUCCUGCGUCGCACCGACCUCCUCCUGGAACAGCUUAAUGAACAGAUGACGGUGGCCGCUAGCGAGGACUACGGGCGUGACGUGGAGCACGUCGAGCUGCUCAUCCAGAAGUUCGAGAGCUUCAUGACGUCACUGGCUGCUAACGAUGCUAAAGUCGCUCGCAUCAAAACUGAAGGCGACAAACUUCUCGAGGACAAGCACCCUGAUUCUGAUCAAAUCAGUGCAAAGUUGGAGGAGGUAGAACAGUUGUGGGAGGACCUGCGAGAACUCGCAAGCGCUCGUCAAGAGGCCCUCGCUGGAGCAAAACAAGUGCACGUGUUUGACCGGGACGCGGACGAGACAAUCCGCUGGAUCGUGGAGAAGGACGCGGCGAUAUCCUCUGAGGAUUACGGACAGGACCUCGAGACCAUACAGUCCCUGGCACGACGCCACCACGGCUUUGAGAGAGACCUCGCUGCCGUCAGGGAACAAGUGGAUUCAUUGAUGGCUAAAGCUCAGCGACUGACGGAACUUUUCCCGGACGCCAAAGAACACAUUUCCGUGAAGCAUAACGAAACCAUCGAGAUCUGGGACUCGUUGCUGGAACGUUCGGCACUCAGGAAAGAGAAGCUUUUCCAGAGGGAGAAUCUUCAGUCGUAUUUCGGAGAGUUGUCCGAGCUCAUGGCUUGGAUUAUUGAGAUGCGUGCCAAGGUUACUGCUCCCGAGCUUCCCAAAGACGUGCCUUCAACAGAAGCGAUCAUCUCAAGACAUGAAGAGUACAAGGCUGAGAUUGAUAGCCGUGCCGAGACCGUCGCCAAGCUCAGCAAUGACGGUAAUUCGCUAAUUGAUCGACCAGAUCUUCAUUUCAUGGCCGAGGAAAUUGGAGACAAAGUCGCCGCGCUGCAGGAUAACUGGAGCAGCCUUCUCGAUUGUUGGAGGAAACGCGAUGAUAUCUACAAGAAAAAUCUGGAUCUCAGGAUGUUCCUGCGCGACGCCGCCCUCAUCGAGUCCUGGAUCGAGUCCAGCGAGGGGAUCGUCAAAGACGAGGACCUGGGCAAGAGUAUUGAGGAGGUCGAGGAGCUCAUCAGGCGUCAUAACGACUUCAUCAAAACUGUCGAGGCUCAGGAGGAUAAACUGAAUCCUAUCAAGCGGGUCACUAAGAUUGAAGCUGACUUUGAGUCACUGAAGCAGCGCGAAGAGAACAACCGACGUGAUUUGGAGUCCCGCCGUGAAGCUGACCGCGUCGAGGCCCUCAAGAGGAAAGAAGUGAACCGCAUCACCGAGGAGCGCAGGAGGGAAGACGAGCGUCGCAGGACGCAGGAAAUUAAGUUUACGAAGGAAGACAUGGAGGCCGUGCGCAUGAAACUCAACGGAGAGUACGGCGACGGCUCCAAUGUUGCUUACGAGGACGACAUGGCUAGCGACUCCUCGAGGUCUGCCUACAGCAACAGCCCCAGCACCAGCAGGAAGAAUUCCCUAAGCUUCCAUCUUCAAAGAGGAGCUUUCUCUUCUUUCAAUGACAAGCACAGACUGGAGAACGAAGACGAAGGAUUCCACAGGUCAGGAUCCUACGCUAGCCUCAGCAGCCUCAAGCGCGGGGGCAGCUCUCGCCCCGACCUCUACAAGGCAUCGCUGUCAGUCCACAAAGGAGGCUUCGACCUGAAGCGCGCUGAGAGCAUGAAGAUGGACCCGAACUCUGCGAACAAGAAGCCGAAGCGCACGCCCAGCUUCACGACCCGUCGUCGCACGCAGAGCUUCAGGAAGCACAAGCAGAAGGGCGCCAACAGCGAAGACUUGGACGACCUGCCGCCCGUUGAGGUCAGGGGAUACCUCGACAGGAAGCAGGAGCUUCAGAGCGGCGGCAAGCGCGCUCCUAUGAGGAGCUGGAAGCCCUUCUAUACUGUUCUCUGUGGUCAGCUGAUGUGUUUCUUCAAAGAAGAAGAAGAUUUCGUCUCUCAGAAGGCAGCGUCACCGCCCAUCAACAUCAUGCAAGCUAACGUCCGGCCAGCCACCGACUACACCAAGAAAAAGAAUGUCUUCAGGCUGGUGACACGGGACAACGCCGAGUAUCUUUUCGAGGCGGACACUGAAGAACUCAUGCAAGACUGGGUCAACAAGAUCGCCUUCCAUGCAACUCUGCCGCCCUCCAAACAACUCAUGUCUUACGAUGACCGCAAGGAGCCUGGUAAUAACAGCAACAGCUCUUCUCGUAACUACGUGAGCACGGUCAUCCACAUCGGCGGUUCCGGAUCAACGGACCAGCUAAAUGUGUCCGCUGAUUCUUACCCGUCCGAAAGAUCCUCACCAUCGUCACAGCAUCGGCAAGAUUUAACGGGAGGCCGUGACCCCGCUAGACCGGUCUCACAGUCCUUAGAUAAUCCCCUCUAUGCAAACCUUGAUCAUGCGCCCCCCAUGACCGAGAACGGGGGCGUCAACAAGCCCCCCGUCCCCCCUCGCCAGGGGGGGCUCCCCCCAAGUGCUGGACAAACCCACGAAGACGGCGGCCCCAUCUACCAGAACAGGGUCUCCGUGGUGCCCAGUUACGAAGUGUCCUCUCAAGCAGCGCAGCAGCAGCCAGGCGCUCCACGACACGCCCGGCACAGCUAUCACUCUAACGGCGUCAGAAGAGGCAGUGCUGAAAACGUCUAUAACGAAGACAUUGAGUACCGUUCUGGUGGGAGCAUCAAGUCUCGCGGCGCCCCUGUCGCUCAGCAAAGAACUCCGCCAUAUACCAGCAGCUCUUACCAGCACGGCUGGACUCCUCAACCACAACCAUCUUCGUUUGCUCCACCACCUGUACAACCUCGCCUCAAUCCAGGGCCUCCUCCACCUUUGUCAUCCCCGCACUACGUAAAUCACGAAUAUCACCAACAACACCACCACCACCAACAGCAGUCGUCUCAGAUGUCCCCAAACAAAACGCUUCACUCGUAUUACCAGCCGCCGGUACAACAUUACCAGUCUCACCAAUACCAUCAGCCCUCGAGACAUGACGGGGCUAAGUACCACCACCAGCAAGUACAACAACAAUAUUACCAAUCAUCUAGUCGCUCGGGUGACACAGAUGUGGACUUCAAUGAACACGUGGCGCAAGUAACGAGAGUGUCACAACAUCACUACAAGGGUGUUUCGCUGGAUGGAGUAGACGGUGUACCUGGCUCCCGGCAGCCCAUCAACGUCCUGGAGAGACGGUCGCUGAACACGCUACCUGCUGGGGGUGCAUCAGGGGCCAGCGCCCCCCAGCGCCACUCCGCGAUGCCCGCAUUCGAGCUGGACCAGGCAGCACGCGGCGGCACCCACGCCGGGCCCGCCGGUGAAGACGACAGCGACCAGAGCGGCGACGCGUCCAAAGAUAAAGGACGCAGAAUUUUCCGCCUUUUCAAUCGUAGAAAAGGUGCUCAAGUCUAGAGCAUAGGUCCUGAAGUAAAAAAAAAGAUUUCUCAUUAUUGUCCGUCAAAGCAGCUAUGAGGAUGAGAGAUAGUGUUGUAGGAUAUGUGUCACGUUGGGCGUCUGAAGUAUGUCUUUUGUUAUCUUGAGCGUAUUUAUAAAGGGUGAAGUUGAAGAUUACACGCAGAUUUGAAUGGUUGAGAUAUAAUGGUCUAUAAAUUUCAUUAUCGCUGACUGUCACAACUGAGAAACGAAAUUGUGCUCGUUUAUUAUGGACCAGUUUUUCAUAAAGCACUGCAUUAAAUAAAUGCAGCAGUUACCACUUUUUUUUAAAGCUCGUAAUGGAGCUAAUAGGCGAAGUUAAUGUAAAUAUCGACUGGGCGAUAUCUACUCUUUUAUUCAGUUUAGCAGUGAAUGUUGGUGUUAUUUUUAUCUUAAUUAUGAAGUAAUUAGAAGACGCAAAUGUAUUCACAAAAUUGCUGUGAAUUUUAGUUUAAUUAUUUGAUCGGGUGAUGUAAAAACCGACGUUGCCGCAGCAAUUAAAAUUUUGUCAUCGUGUAAUUAUAUUAAGUUUAGAUAUAGGUAAUGUUUGAAGGCUUUUAUUGGGAGCUUUGUUAUAACAGUUCGCAUAUUUGAGCUGUAAUUGAACCUGUAAUCAUUGCUUGUCCUGUAAUAUGAUUCUUAUAUAUCUUUUAUUUUCUAUUAAAAGCACAUCAAUUUCACAGCUCAAUGGGAAAUCACCUAUUUGACUGGCUGAAUACUAGAAUAACUAGAAGCAAUCAUACUUAUUUCGGUGGCUUCAUUCCGAUGCAUCAUUCCAUUACCUGAAUUGUCUCUUGAAUUAUUUAGUUCUCAGGAGAGCACAGGGUAAAAGCUAGCUACCUUUUGAUGGUGAUUACAAUAAUAAAUCUUAGUCUUGAUGACGGUUCAUCAAAGUGCCUUUCUACUUAUUUACUAUUUGUGCCUAAAUAUGAGUUGCCUUAUUGUAGACAAGAUACAAUAGUGUAGGAUUCGCAGACUAAUGUUCAUAUUGUACGUAGCGUUUUCGAUAUUUAUGUGAAACAGAAGCGGCUAAUAACUAGGUAUGCCUAAUUCUUCCAUAGAACGAAAAGCAUCACUCAAAUUUCCUUCCUACGAAAUAUUAACCAAAACGGAAUCAAAAUUUUUUAUGGUUCAUAAUUCCGCGGAAAAGAGUCUUCACUGACGGGAAACUUAUAAAUGACAUACUUCCCCGGAAAAUUUUGGACUUGUGAUUGCAUUGCGAUUUGCUUGGAUGGUGUAAAUCUUGAAAACUGAAAUUAGUACAUCGUAAAAAAUAUUCAAGCAUGUUACAGUCCAAGUGCAAAGCAUUACUUCAUAUUUACACAAGUCAACAGGAAUCCAUUCUCCUGUUAACAUUCUCAAUUGUUUAGCCAAAAUUUUCUCUGAGAAAGCUGUUCCGUUCACUUUUGUUUGACGUUUUAAAUCAAAAUAAGUUAGUUAAGAUUAUUUUUCAUGCAUAGUCAUUGUAUUUCAUUGGGAAUUAGACUUGAUUAACCUAUGCCAUAUAUUCAUUUAUACUAAGAUAUGGUACCUCUUUCACACAAAUUUACCAAAGAAUGGUAGGAGCAUGCAUUCAUUGAUUUUGCUUAUUUCUUGUACCUCUGUCUUCGCAUCAUCUAGUUAUACAGAGUAAUGUCUUAAUGAUCAAUAUGUUCUUCGGUCAGCUUGAGUAUAUUUCAAGUCUUAGUGAUUACAGUUGGUCCCAAGUAAAGCUACAUUAACGUAAGUACUUUACAUUACCUCAUUGCAUGAACUCUUGUAUGAUUUAAAAAAUCGAGUGAAUAUAGUCUUCAGAACUUGGCAGGAAAUGAUGCAUAUUAUAGAAAUUGUUCAAUUUAUACUAAAUACAGAAUUCUUGGGUCUUUCAUAAGUCACGUCGGUUUACGGGACUGCGCCUAUGAUUGUGGUUAGUAAAUUACGAGUCUGAAACAGAAAAAGGAUGCUGGCAUAAUUUUAGAGACAGCAUGCGCUUAAAGAUUUUCCUGUUGCUAUUUUUAUUUCACAACCGUCAAGUAAUAUUUUGUCCGAAUGACGCUUGAUAUAAUUUCCUUUUUGCCGGAAUCAUCAUAUCCUAAGAUAGUGUCAGCUAAAAAUGGAUACUAGUUCCUCCUUAACUAAGAUUGUUACUACAAUCUUAGAGAUUGUAACUACAAUCUAAGAUUGUUACUACAAUCUUAGAUAGAAAACUCUACAAGUAUUUCUAUAGCUGGAAAAUUUCUUCCUUUAAUUCGAAUUUACUGUUAGUAAGCAAAGUUUAAUGCCACCGACUAUCGCGAGUCCCUGUUACAUAACAACCGAUGACGAGUGAUGUGUAUGGCGCGGCCUGAAGAUGUUGCGACGAGAGGGUCCAUUUCUUUCCUAAUAAUCCACAAGCUAACUAAGUACUGAAAUGAAUUGAUAAAUUUCCCUGUCAAUAAAUACACUUCGUGCCGCAAUAGAUCGUGAUUGUGCAGAAAUUGUGCCAAUAUAUUCUUUGAUGUGCUGCAAGUUUACACAGAUUGAUGUUCUGCUGUAGAAUUACUCCUAAUUUAAACGCGUGCUAGUAGUUUAUGUAGUGAACUGUAAAUACCUCCCAUUAUAAAUAUUGUUGCUAGCAAAAAUUAUUUUUGUUGAAAGCAUUAUCGUUUGGAUGCGGUAUUUGAUAAGUCGCAGAAUUGAAUAAAUCGGUACAUUUCAA